Triplophysa dalaica is the source of this 6797-nucleotide messenger RNA. It is a transcript of the gene pde10a, whose product is annotated as phosphodiesterase 10A. Gene Ontology annotation, molecular function: 3',5'-cGMP-stimulated cyclic-nucleotide phosphodiesterase activity; protein binding. Gene Ontology annotation, biological process: signal transduction; negative regulation of receptor guanylyl cyclase signaling pathway. The record is from RefSeq and is a predicted model, not a curated record. The transcript has 22 exons. Bases 1079 to 3583 code for a protein of 834 amino acids. Lineage: Eukaryota; Metazoa; Chordata; Actinopteri; Cypriniformes; Nemacheilidae.
GAAACACGCGGAUCAGACAGACAACCGAGACAUUUGGACAGCGUCCGCGUUGCUUGCGUAAAGCGCGCGAUUUUAUCAUUCGAGUCAAUCUAAACUGUAGCCUUGACAGCGUUUGCGGAGGAGGCUGCUGACGUCAUUCGCCUCUUGAAUGGAACCGCUACAGCGCCGGUGAUGCUGCUGCUGAUGGAGCCUUUAUUUACACACAACUCUUAAACUGUUUCGCGUCACCUAAAACACACAGACAGUUUACGCUCGAAAAACACGCGAAAACUAAACAUCAGGUUUAAGUCACUUAAACUCGAGAGCGCUGAAACCAUGAGUAUUUGGUCGAUCCGCGGUUCCCUAGCAACCGGACUGAGAAGUUUUGAGGAGAUCGCGGUCAACCCUUCAUCGCUACUGCAUCGCUGGACUUACGGUUUCUUUAUAAGAGCAAAGGUACAGCGCGGUGCUCGAUAUUGUUUGAUUAGGUGCUUUAUAAGCGGCAAACGGGUGGACAAAGAGGAGGUUUCUGAUGACAAUUGGCAUUAUGGACUUAAUUUAGUAAGAGAAAACGGCGAAUUAAUGCGACCUGUUGCGCGUCGUUUAAGCGUCAUCACAACUUCGCUGUUUGAGUGUUGGACAUUCGGACAGUUAAAGUCUCUACCCUCGGUUGACCGUGUGCCCAAAAAUGUUACUGCUUAUGUUCAUCCCAACAAAACUGUUAACGUGGGUGUACGUGCUUCUGCGAAUAGCCGAGCGCGUUUUGAUUCGCAAACUGUCGUGGACGCGUACUUUUCUGCUUCAGUAUAAUCCCGGGCACACGUGAUGCGCAAAUCACUUUCGUGGCAACAGCUCUCAUUUGCCAGAGGAAAAUCCGUGCGUAUUUCUAAACCCAAAGCCUACAGUUUUGGGGCUGUGUUACCGCUUUUACUGUUAUUUUAAAAUACGGACUCUCAUCAGCAGCGGCACCUCUGGCACUCGCUAACUUUUAGCCUUCUUGCGUCGAUUUCGUGCCAGAGCGAAUCGGAAUCUGUGGAAGCCUGAAUGAAUGGGCAUCGCGCUCCGUUAAGGUUCCGAGUGUCAGCAUCCUGCUAGUUUUAUGUGCUUGUCCAGACAGCUGAGGGUUUUUCGUCCUCAUUCGUAUCUCAGUUUUGAAUCAAGAACAAAGAGACAGAAGAGAAGGCGUUUCGUUGGACCGCCGAUGUCGAGGAAACGCAAAACUCCAGACGACGGUGGCGGUGGGGAGUUUGAGGGCGCAGAGGAUUCCCUUCAGCAAGGUUUGACGGAUGAGAAAGUGAAGGCUUAUCUCUCCCUUCACCCGCAGAUGCUGGAUGAGUUUGUUCUGGAGAGCGUGAGCGCAGAGACGGUAGACAGAUGGUUGAAACGGAAGAGCAGCAGCCAGCCUGCAGAUGAUUCCCCGGAUAAAGAAGUCAGCAGGCAGUAUCAGGACACGGAUAUGCAGAGCGUCGUAUAUGAGCUAUACAGCUACAUGGAGCAGCGACUGGACACUGGAGGAGACAACAAACUACUGCUCUAUGAGUUGUGCAACAUCAUCAAAACAGCCACUAAAGGUGAUGGAUUUGCACUUUAUUUCCUUGGAGAAUGCAACAAUAGUUUAUGUUUGUUUACUCCGACGGGGGCAAAAGAGGGGCUUCCUGGGCUCAUCCCCUCUGGUCCUAUCACGUUUGGGACCACCAUCGCUGCUCACGUUGCAAAGACACGCAAGACACUACUUGUGGAGGACAUCAUGGGGGAUGAGAGGUUUCCUCACGGCACAGGGCAGGACUCAGGGAUCCAUGUUCAUUCUGUUUUAUGUCUACCCAUCCUCACCGCCAUCGGAGACCUCAUCGCCAUCCUGGAGCUGCACCGCCACCGGGGCAGAGAGCCCUUCAACCUCAGUCACCAGGAGGUUGCAACGGCAAAUUUGGCCUGGGCGUCUGUAGCCAUACAUCAGGUUCAGGUCUGCAGAGGUCUUGCCAAACAGACUGAACUCAAUGAUUUUCUUCUAGAUGUGUCAAAAACGUACUUUGACAACAUAGUGGCAAUAGAUUCUCUACUUGAACAUAUCAUGAUAUAUGCAAAAAACCUGGUUAAUGCGGACAGAUGUGCGCUCUUCCAGGUGGAUCAUAAUAACAAAGAGCUGUAUUCUGACCUGUUUGAUAUCGGCGAGGAGAACGAAGGGAAACCUGUCUUUAGGAAAACCAAAGAAAUCAGGUUUUCUAUAGAGAAAGGAAUUGCAGGUCAGGUGGCAAGAACGGGAGAAGUUUUGAAUAUUCCAGAUGCCUAUGCAGACCCUCGUUUCAACAGAGAAGUAGAUCUCUACACUGGCUACACGACACGAAACAUCCUGUGCAUGCCUAUAGUGAGCCACGGGAGUGUGAUCGGCGUCGUACAGAUGGUGAAUAAACUGGGAGGAAGUGCCUUCACGAAAACCGAUGAGAACAACUUUAAGAUGUUUGCUGUCUUCUGUGCUUUGGCCUUACACUGUGCAAAUAUGUAUCACCGGAUAAGACAUUCAGAGUGUAUUUACCGGGUGACAAUGGAAAAGCUUUCUUACCACAGUAUCUGCACGUCAGAGGAGUGGAAGACUCUCACACAGCUCUCACUCCCUUCACCUGUAUAUAAAGAGAUUGAACUGUUUCACUUCGACAUCGCACCUUUUGAGGAGCUUUGGCCUGCGAUCUUUGUGUACAUGGUUCACAAUUCAUGCGGGAAAAGCAGCUUUGAGCUGGAGAAACUGUGCCGCUUCACUAUGUCAGUGCGGAAGAACUACAGACGAGUGCCAUAUCACAACUGGAAACACGCGUUGACGGUAGCACACUGUAUGUAUGUCAUCCUUCAGAAGACCUCGGGGAUCUUCACUGAACUUGAGAGGAAAGGUCUGCUGAUCGCCUGCUUAUGUCACGACCUGGACCACCGCGGCUACAGUAACAGUUAUCUGCAGAAGUUCGAUCAUCCGCUGGCUGCCCUGUACUCCACCUCCACUAUGGAACAGCAUCAUUUCUCCCAGACUGUGUCCAUCCUGCAGCUGGAAGGGCACAAUAUUUUCUCCAACCUGACUUCCAGUGAGUAUGAGCAGGUUCUGGAGAUCAUCAGGAAGGCCAUCAUCGCUACGGACCUGGCGCUGUACUUCGGCAAUCGCAAGCAACUGGCUGAGCUGCUGACCACUGGGGGGCUGGACCUGAACAACCGAGUGCACAGGGACCGUGUGAUCGGUCUGAUGAUGACUGCAUGUGAUCUUUGCUCCGUUACCAAACUAUGGUCCGUCACACGCCUCACGGCCAAUGACAUCUACGCUGAGUUUUGGGCUGAGGGGGAUGAGAUGAAGAAAAUUGGAAUACAGCCCAUCCCUAUGAUGGACAGAGAUAAAAAAGAUGAGGUUCCCCAGGGACAGGUGGGGUUUUACAAUGCUGUGGCUAUUCCCUGUUAUAUGACCCUGUCAGAGCUGUUUCCUCCCUCCGAUCCUCUGCUAACAGCCUGCAGGGAAAAUCUGUCCCAGUGGGAACGAAUUGUGCGAGGAGAGGACGUCGCUGCGUGGGCUUCCACUGAUGAAGCUGAACUGAGCGAGACCUCAGACAGUGGACCUGUCAAAGUGGACAACUGAAUCUGUUUGUGUGUAUGUGUGUGUGCGCGCCCCACAGCAGCACCUACAGCCUGCCAGACACAUUGAACUUCCUGUGGACAGUCCCACUUCCUGUAGAGACGGGAGGAAGUGAAUAGGGCAGGCGAGGACGGAUAUAUUGUGAAAGAUAAACAAACACAUAAUGUUUCCUCAGUGGGUGACGGAGGUGAACGCUCUGAAGACAUCAGGGCUGGCUGGGACUCAAAUUCACCCUGCGUGGAAAGCAGAACGGGGACGGCGGUACUUUUGCUUAGGAGGUCGCUUUUGCAUCUUUCGAUUUAGAUGAUUCUUUUUCAUUUUGAUGAGUUUCUUUGGUCUUGCAUUUGAAGAAGCCUUAAAAUAUGAACCAGUCGGGCGACUCUAGUUUCAAACGGUACCUUUGAUCCUGCUGUUCUGAAAAAGUUGUACGCUGAGUGCUAGCAUUUUUGGCAGAAAGACAGAAGGAACGUGGAGUCAAACGUAAGGAGCACGAGGCAAGGGAACUCCGUCGCUCUCGUAGUCUGAUGGAUUGAUGUUUUAUGUGAUAAUGUUUUGCAGUACUUGAAUGAAGAAAUACAGCCGAUUCUGUGUGGAGUUGAAAACAUUAAACCCCCUGCAGCUCAUCUGUCCAAAGCAAAGAGCUUUUGUGAUGGCACGAGUUAUGUCAUCCUGAACCUCGCUGGAGUCACACGCAAGUCACGGCCCAUCGGCAGCAUCUUCAAACCAGAUAUGAGACUCAGCUUACCCUGUUUUCUUUAACUCGUAUGGGACCUUAAAGGGAUAGUUCACCCAAAAAUGAAAUUUCUGUCAUCAUUUAAUCACCAGCUUUUCGAAUCAAACCUGUGUUACCUUCUUCUGCAGAAAACAAAAGAUCGUAUUUUGAAGAAAAAAGUUGGUCCCCAUUCACUUCUAUUGAAUGGACACAAAACCAAUGCAAGUCGAUGGGGACCAAUAGUUUUCUGUUAACAACAGUCUUCAAAAUAUCUUCUUUUGUGUUCUGCAGAAGAGAGAAAGCCAUACAGGUUUAAAUUUACUCGAGGGUGAAUAAAUGAUGACAGAACUUUCAUUUUGGGGUGAACUAUCCCUUUAACGGUUCAUAUCAUGAGCAUUAAAGAAAAAUCCUUCAUCUGAGAUGAGUGUUUGAUGUAGUUCGGAAACAUAGUUGUAAGUUUAAAUCCUGCAAACGUCCUACUAAAAAGAGUGUGAAAUUAGGAUGUAAAAACGACACCGCAUCUAUCUCAACUUUGACUUCAAAUAAAUAGAUUUGAAUACAUGCAAGCGCGACAACAUUUACAUGUCAACGAUAUCCAUUUAGUGUUCAGAAAAGUUGAAAAGAGGCUGUGUGAACAGAUAUCAUCAGAUCACAACUGCCUGAUUAAUUCCCAAUGUCGGAGACAGGUCGGAAAGUAGAUUUACUGUAAAAAUAACUGUAAAUUAAAAAAAUAACAUUAUUAGUGUACCCUUGAGAAAGAUCUCAUUAAAAAUGUAUUAAAUAGACCCCUUAAAAUGACUGUAAAUGAAACGCAUAGGAAGACUUGAAAAAUUAUAAACAAUACCACACCAUAUAAUACCAGCCAUUAUUUUUGCAUAUGUGCAUAUUUCUAAUAAAAUUAAAUGACUAACCAUGCACAAAAAUAGUUGCACACAAACAGAUCAGUUACUUGAUGAUGCAAAUGUGAUUUCAUCAUAGGAGGAAAUUACAAAACAAUUUGUUAUUACAUUUUGUACUACAAAUCAACUUUAAACGGUUUCAACUCCUCACUGUCUUGACUGUAUAUUCAUUAAUAAUAUUAAUAAGCGAUAAUUGACAAAACAAGUGUUAAGAGGAUAACUAUUAAUACAUAUCACACGAGAUGUGUAUAAACUUUAGUAAAAAUACACUGCCUUUCUGAAUGACUUCAGUUAUGUAGCAAAUAAUCAACUCUUUUGUUAAGCCGCAUAUAAACUACACUACUAACCGAGCAGCCUUAGCAACUGUUGUCAUCCGCCUGUUGUGUUGUACAAGAUUUUGCUUUUUUUAUAAAAGUAUGUGAACAUCCUGCGUGUCUUUGUAAAUUUAAAUACUGUAACAUAUUGAAGAAAGCAUCCAAAAUAGAAAAAAAUCUUGGGCACUUAUUGUGAGCCUCUUCCAAAGCUUUAAAUAAAUUCUCUUCACCACAUUCGCUUCUGAAUGAAGGUUGAUUAAACAGCAGGUACGUGUAAGAUGGAGCUUACUGUCCUCAGCUGCUUGUGCAGGAAUUUCUCCAAUUUAUUCUUCUGGCUGUUCUGUAAAGGAAGCAAUGUGGGCGGGGCUUAGGAAAGGGUCAAUUCAAAAUGUAUCUGACGCUGACAAUCGCACACCUUGAACAGUAUGAAGUAUUCCAUCUAGAUUAUACCAUGCCUGUGGCUACAGAUCCGAGAUUUCAGGAUGUUGAUAUCUGCUCGAGGAUGAAAUUCAAGUUGCCGUUACAAGUUUUCUUAUAUAUUUCCUUUGUUUUAAUAACCUGCUAUUUUUGUUUGGACCUGUUGGAGGUCCCUGCAGUCUCUGUGGACAGUGACCGAGCUCUGACUGAUGAUGGCCUUUCUGUAUAUACACUGCAGGACUGAUGAGUGAAUGUAAUCAAUACUGUCACAAACUGCUUCAAGAUGCCUGCUUGUUUUUUAAGUGUACCAAAGGUGUACACCGUGAGAUAUGGGAGUCUUAUUAAUGGCUUCCAAUGGUUGCGUGGGCAUGCCACAUGCGCUGUGUGUGGAGAUAUUUGUAGGCUACAUUCUAAUGGUGCUAUCUUAGGCAGUCAUGCACUUUCUGACUGUGUGUGUUUGUGUGUGUGUGUGCGUGUGUGCGUGUGUGCGUGUGUGCGUGUUCGCUCUGGACUAAUGCAAUCAACUUCACCCACAGAGUCAGUGUCCCGCAUCAUCCCCAACCUGUCAUCUUUCCUCUCAUAUGCACUAUGUUUAGAGACUAUUAUUAUUGUUAUUAAUAUUAUUGCUCCUGUUGUAUUUUUUGCCACAGUUAUUGAUUAUUACCAUUGUUAUUUUGUUAGAUUUACAUUUUAAAUUAACUUAUAUUUUUUAUACAAAAAGUUUAGCAUUAUUGUUUUGUACAGAACAAAUUGUACAUUGUGGAAUAAAGCAAAUGGUAAUUUAGAGCCACUGCAUACUGUUGCCCGAGAUAAAUGUCUCAACUCUAAAUGUAUGAGCAGUAACUACUUUUAUUAAAUAUUUCUGACAAAUCUAA